AUGUUGAUCAGUGCCGCUUCCGAUGCUGUAAAGUGCAGGAUGUUUCCGGCUACGUUCAAAGGCACUACCACGGCAUGGUUCACAACACUGCCCCGAGGAUCAAUCACGAAUUUUCGUGACUUCUCGUCCAAGUUCUUAGUCCAGUUCUCAGCAAGUAAAACCAAGCAAGUGACGAUUGAGGACUUGUACAAUGUGCGCGAGUCUAAGGGCGAGACUCUAAAGCAGUAUGUGAAACGGUUCAGCGCCGCAUCAGUAAAAAUCGGGGAGUCGGAGCCGAAUGCCUGUGCCCGUGCCUUCAAGGACGGAUUACAACCUGGGAAGCUAAAUAGCAAGUUGAGUCGCAAGCCGGCCCAAUUAAUGGCUGAGGUUCGGGCGAGAGCAAACACUUACAUACUUGACGAGGAGGACGAUGCUUUUAAGCGAAGGCGCGCGAAAGUAGAGAAAGAUGGCGAUCAGAGGGAUGCAUCGCCAGAGGACAAGCCAAGCAAAGAUAAAGCAGAAGGGAGCAAGAGACGAGUCAGAAAGGCGCGUACGUGUGAAAGAGUGCCGAGAGAACCAUUGUAUCCCAAUAAGGAGAGUUUUGAGCGCCGCCGACCCUGGCAUCAGGCCGAUCCUCGUCGGCGGGAAGAGUCAGGGAAAAGUUUGAGUGCGCAUUUGACAGAGCUACUGCGUGAGGUUAAGGUGACACACGCGGUUGAGGAAGGCAAGAAAGAGGCAGGCUCGCCCCGGGCGGCGUUAGAUAAGACAAAAUGGUGCGAGUACCACCGCUCGGCAGGGCAUGACACUGGUGACUGCUUUACUCUGAAGAAUGAAAUUGAGAGGCUCAUCCGAGCGGGGCGAUCACAGCUGGGUGACCGUGGUGAUCGCUAG
Messenger RNA from Lotus japonicus, 870 nucleotides. RefSeq lists its product as uncharacterized. The coding region runs from base 1 to 870 and encodes 289 amino acids. The transcript has a single exon. The record is from RefSeq and is a predicted model, not a curated record. Lineage: Eukaryota; Viridiplantae; Streptophyta; Magnoliopsida; Fabales; Fabaceae.